CUUAUCUUAUUUUUUUAAUAAAAAAAGUUAGAAUAAGAAGGUGAAGCACUCCGAUGAAUGAUCUUCUUUCACGCAUACUGAUAGAUACAAUCGAAUAUAAGAUGUUCUGAUGUGCGUAUUAUGAUUUCUUUCACUUUGAUCCAGUCGUGAGUUCAUCAAGCUGUAGUACAAGCGAAGGCACAUAAUUGGCUGUAGCUCGCAUGUUUGAUUCAAGAAAACAGUCUCGUAUUUAUCAAAUUGGCCAAACCCUAAUCCUGUUACGAUGAGAUUAAUUUGAUUUGGUGAACCGUUUGAGAAAAUAAUGACUGGGAACGAGUUUCGAUUCUUCUUGUCUUGCGAUAUCAAUCUUCCGGUUACUUUCAGAAUCGAAAAGUUAGAAGGGCACUUACCUUCGACUAAUUCCACUAAUCCAGCUGAUAUAGGUAACAUCGUUGAAGACAAAAAACCAGAGCUAUAUGUUGAAUGUGCAUUGUACAUUGAUGGUGCUCCAUUUGGGCUUCCCAUGAGAACAAGACUAGAGUCUUCUGGUCCACCUUUCUGCUGGGGUGAACUCAUUACAUUGAGUACCAAAUAUCGAGACUUAACUACAAACUCUCAACUUGCAAUAACUGUUUGGGAUGUUUCAUGUGGGAAAAAUGAGGGACUAAUUGGUGGAGCUACCAUUCAUCUCUUUAAUAUGAAAAAACAACUCAAAACAGGGAAACACAAACUUAGGCUUUGGCAAGGAAAGGAAGCAGAUGGAUCUAUUCACUCUACAACUCCUGGAAAGGUUCCUAAAGAUGAACGUGGGGAGUUGGAGCGUUUGGAGAAGCUUGUGAAUAAGUAUGAAAGGGGUCAAAUCCAGCGAGUUGACUGGUUGGAUCGACUUGCUUUUAAAUCCAUGGAUAAGAUUAAGGAUCUUGAAAGCAGUAAAAAUGGAAGUUCUCAUUUGUUUGUGCUCAUUGAUUUCUGUAGUUUUGAACAUCGUGUUGUUCUUCAGGAGUCUGGGCCAAAUUUGUUAAUACCUGCAUCUAUAGCUUCAACUAAUGAACUAGUUACUGUGUGGGACCCGGAACUUGGAAAAAUCAACCCCUCUGAACACAAGCAGUUAAAGCUUGCAAGGAGUUUGAAUCGUGGUAUCAUUGAUAGAGAUCUUAAGCCCAGUUCUACUGAAAGAAAGUCAAUACAGAGGAUACUUAAGUACCCACCAACACGAACAUUGAGUGGUGAUGAAAGACAGUUGUUAUGGAAAUUCCGGUUUUCAUUAAUGUCUGAAAAAAGAGCUUUAACAAAGUUUCUUCGAUGUGUUGAGUGGAGUGAUGUUCAGGAAGCAAAACAGGCGAUUGAAUUGAUGGGUAGAUGGGAAAUGAUUGAUGUAUGUGAUGCAUUAGAGCUCCUGUCUCCUGUUUUCGAGAGUGAAGACGUUCGUGCACAUGCUGUUCGUGUUCUUGAAAGAGCCGAUGAUGAAGAACUACAAUGUUACUUACUUCAAUUGGUUCAAGCUCUUCGAUUUGAACGCUCAGAUAAAUCCCGUCUUUCUCAAUUCCUCGUGCAACGAUCAUUGUCCAACAUUGAGCUUGCUAGCUUCCUUAGAUGGUAUGUGGCUGUUGAACUUCAUGAUCCUGCGUAUGCAAAACGUUUUUACUCUUCAUAUGAGAUGCUGGAGGAGAAUAUGAUCAAGUUGGGAAUGGGGGCGGGUGAUGGUGGAGAUGGGUUUAAGUUGUGGCAGAGUUUGGUUCGGCAGACUGAACUGACAGCUCAGCUGUGUUCUAUAAUGAGAGAUGUAAGGAAUGUAAGGGGAGGAACUCAGAAGAAGAUUGAAAAACUCCGGCAUCUGCUUUCCGGCCUUCUUUCCGAACUUACGUAUUUCGAGGAGCCUAUACGAUCACCUUUGGCACCGAUUGUUCUUAUCACGGGGAUUAUUCCAUCAGACUCGUCAAUAUUCAAAAGCGCUUUGCAUCCUUUACGCCUUGCAUUUAGAACAGCCAACGGUGGAUGUUUAAAGAUCAUUUUCAAGAAAGGGGAUGAUCUUCGUCAAGAUCAAUUGGUUGUUCAGAUGGUAUCGCUCAUGGAUCGACUACUUAAACUGGAAAAUCUUGAUCUGCAUUUAACGCCAUACAGAGUGUUAGCCACCGGACAUGAUGAAGGCAUGAUGGAAUUCAUACCUUCUAAAUCUCUAGCUCAGAUUCUAUCAGAACACCGAAGUAUAACAAGCUACUUACAGAAGUUUCAUCCAGAUGAAGAGGGACCCUUUGGGAUAACCGCCACGUGUCUCGAAACAUUCAUCAAAAGCUGUGCUGGCUACUCAGUCAUCACCUACAUACUCGGCAUUGGAGACAGGCAUCUUGACAAUCUUCUACUUCGGGACGAUGGGCGGCUUUUUCAUGUUGAUUUUGGUUUUAUUUUGGGUCGUGAUCCAAAACCCUUCCCACCACCUAUGAAGCUCUGUAAAGAAAUGGUGGAGGCUAUGGGAGGGGCAGAAAGCCAAUAUUAUACGCGAUUUAAAUCGUAUUGCUGUGAGGCGUAUAAUAUCCUGCGGAAAUCAAGUAAUUUGAUAUUGAACCUUUUUCAUUUAAUGGCGGGGUCUAAUAUUCCGGAUAUAGCUUCUGAUCCUGAAAAGGGCAUUUUAAAGCUUCAAGAGAAAUUUCGGUUGGAUUUGGAUGAUGAAGAGUGUAUCCAUUUCUUUCAAGAUCUUAUAAACGAAAGUGUCAGUGCUUUGUUCCCGCAGAUGGUUGAAACUAUUCAUCGUUGGGCACAAUACUGGAGAUGAUAAUUUUUACUGCUGCUUCACCUUAUUUCCCCAUAUAUUAUAAAAGAACUCGUGUAAAUAAUAAUACACAUAUUUACAUAUAUAUUAUUGGUUUAAUUAUUUUGUAAAAAGGUUGGCAUGUUUUAUGUUGUAUACUCGUAAAGUUUUUACUUUUUUAGUUUAUAUGUAUUGCCACCUGCCAAAUAAAUUAUCAUCCAUCUAGUCACUGAAAUUGAUCUUGG
Messenger RNA from Lactuca saligna, 2970 nucleotides. NCBI's taxonomy places the organism in Eukaryota, Viridiplantae, Streptophyta, Magnoliopsida, Asterales, Asteraceae. The record is from the annotation of a GenBank genome assembly.